AUGAUACUUUCUAUGCAGUUAAUUAUAUGGAUGAUGCAACAUUUAUAUGGAAGGGAAGAAUGUACUCGUACAAAAACACUUUUGGGACUUGUGAAGAGAAUUGAUUUCUCAAGCAAUAGAUUAACGGAGGAGAUUCCAAGUGAAAUCACGGAUCUUGUUGGGUUAGCUUCUUUAAACCUGUCGAGAAACGGAUUGACAGGUGAGUUACCUACAAAGAUUGGAAAGUUGCAAUCAUUGGAUGCCCUUGAUUUGUCAAGAAACCAGAUAGAUGGCAGAAUUCCAACAAGCCUUGCUCAGAUAUAUGGUCUUAGUGUCUUGGACUUGUCAUACAAUAACUUAAUUGGCAAAAUUCCAACUGGCACUCAGCUCCAAAGUUUUGAUCCCUCUGAUUAUGCUGGAAAUCCUCAGCUGUGUGGACCUCCACUUCCAAAGAUCUGUGGUGAUCAACAGGAAACUCCAAUCUUGAGCAACGAAGAAGAAAAGGAUGAUCCUAUAACAUGGGGAUUUUACAUCAGCAUGGCGCUUGGCUUUAUUGUUGGAUUUUGGGGAGUUUGUGGCAGUUUGGAUUUUGUGAGGCCAUGGAGAUACUCGUGCUUCAGGUUCUUGAAUGUCUUGAAUGAUUGGUUUUAUGUGAGGGUGAUUUCAAUCAAGCAGCACUUCAAUUAA
Molecule: messenger RNA, 666 nt
Organism: Pyrus x bretschneideri (Chinese white pear)
Lineage: Eukaryota; Viridiplantae; Streptophyta; Magnoliopsida; Rosales; Rosaceae
Product: receptor-like protein EIX2
Exons: 1
Coding region: 1-666 (221 amino acids)
Molecular function (GO): protein binding
Source: RefSeq, a predicted model, not a curated record